Amoebophrya sp. A120 is the source of this 3438-nucleotide messenger RNA. The record is from the annotation of a GenBank genome assembly. NCBI's taxonomy places the organism in Eukaryota, Dinophyceae, Syndiniales, Amoebophryaceae.
AAAAAGACCGGAUAAAGUGGCUCGAGAAGACGCUGCACUACAAGACACUCAUGUGCGCUGGACCUGCAGAAGAUGAUCGAGACCUGCAAAAGUUCGCAGCAGGACGCGCGCCAGCAGAAUUCCAAACCGCUGACCUGAGUUUGAUUCUCCAAAGGGAAGAAGGGUUCUGGAACAAUAUGGGUUUAGUUCCCCCGGCGGAAACAAGGGCGUGUAUUGAGGAGAAAGGAGCAGCAUUCGCCGGGAUGAGUGAGGACCGUCCCAGACUGGAGAAGUUGCUCCGCAAGGGCUUUCAGCACAGGCACGGACAGCUUCUGAUGCAGGAGGACAAGCGCAGGAGUGUCGUCGCGAGCGAUCAUCAUAAGGAUCAUCAUGGUAGGGAAGAGCAUGGCAGACUGUUGCUGGACCUCACCAAAUUCGAGGUGGGAGCUCGUCGGGGAGGACCACGAAAUGUAGAUACGUUUGGGCGUGAAGUCGUGAGUGAAUUGCUUCUCUUUCUGUACGUGGACAUGCUCGAGGCACUACACGCCGGCGACGGCCAGGCGCCUUAUACCCCGCUCGGGUGUUUUUACGAUCUCAAACGUUACACUAGAAUCUGGAUUGUUGUCUUGCAUGACGAGCAUGACAGAAUCGCAAAGCGUUCCACUUUCUGCAAUACGAAUUUUGCCAGAUCAUUCUAGUGCGGCUUAGGACCACUCCAGAUCCUGUCAUGCGCAGUCCUGCUACGAGAGUACUAGGCUAGAUCAUGCACUUCUUGCAUCACAGAUUUUCACCAUAUUCUAUUGUAACGUUUGAGAUUGUAACAUCUGAGCAAGCCAUACGCCUCUCCCCUACAUUUUCGUCCUGGUCGAAGAUUACGACCGUGCAACUCGGGUCGCGGAGAUCUUUGGGACAGAGAGGACCACACGUUGGUGGGAGCGUGACAAAUCAAAUAUCCAGGUGCUCCAGCAUUCGGAUGAGGGCGGAAGCAUGGGCGGCACGGGCGAGGACGUCGUGAUAUCAAAUGCAAAAGUGUCUGGGUCUGGAAGAAUGCGACUUGUGAUGCUGCAUUUGGAUGUCUAAAACUAAAAAAUUUGUGUUACAUGAGCAGCAAGAGUAUAUCUAAUUUUUGCUACGCGGAGAGGGCAUUUGUCAUGCUAAGUAAUAGGCAUCAAGUUCAAGAAUCCCUCAAAAAACCUGUGACACUGGGGCAUGCAUCACAGACAUCAUGGCUCAUGCAAACUACCGUGCAUGACGAGUCUCAGAAUCUUCCAGACCCAAGCACUUUUGCAUUUGAUACGUGAAGUAUGCUGACGAUCACGGUGGCGAAACCGGGACGACCGGCCGUGGAGAUGGCCGCGUGCGCAAUGUGAUUGCAUUGAAGGUGAAGAGGGCAGAGAAUGAACCCGCCCUGAUCACCCUUCUGUACUUCGAGAAUCCGAAGGAAGAAGUCGACGACAGCAGCAUGAGCACGGGCACUUCUAGUAUGGGCGACCCGGGCUUUGAGAAAAUAGUCCACACGUCACUCUCGGGUGGCCCAGGGGAUUUCUCCGGCGGGGGAAAGAAGAAGCCCGAGGUUCAAACGUUGGCAUGGUUCAAGGAGUUGUGGAUCCCCAACAAAGAUCCGAACUUCGAGUGGCGUUUGGCCCCGCACCAGGGUGCUGGUGGCCCCUUGAAGUUAGAGGAACCACGUGACAAAACGGCGCGCGGCCAAGGCCUUAUUCUGCCGCUGCAGGGGUUCGCGGCACUGGCCUGGGCGCAAAAAACGGACUCCACGAGUACCUCCUCGUCACGGAAGUACAUGCUCUGGGAGAAGAACCAGUUAUUCCGUGAAAUAAAUUGACCAUUCCCAAUAAUUUUUUGCAUCACAAACACAGACUGUCCUACCUGUAGUUUUGCAUGACAAGUUGGAUCAUCAUGGGGAUGGUUAAAAAUAAAGUUCUCGGAAUACCAGUACCGCACUACGAAGCCACGAGGGGAGGUAAAAACGAUCCCGCCCGAAGACGAGCAGUAUUGGUCUCGAGGAAAACUCAAAGAAACGAAAGGCUUUGAUUUCGCGGGUCAGGACCUACAGUGGGACGCACAGAUUUUCUUCACCGGGUACUCCUUGACGGCAUCUUCCCAGCUGCCGCAGGGUCUAGCAGCCGCCCGAAAAGCGUGCCAGUCACUCGGAAAUUUGAAGUUCGGGUCUAAAGAUGGAACAAGUGAUACGGCUGAGCGGCAUAUACUCCCACAGAUCUGCUUAGACGGCCCGGAUUCCCCCUUCUAUGGAGGGGAAAUGUAAUGUAGUGAUCUUCCCGGGAGCUGCUGCUAGUGCUAGACCCAAGUAGAGAAAAAGUUCGCCUGUCGCGCGGAUUCGCCUAUAGACCUCUUUUUGUGACGACCUAAAGCGGCCACCUGAAAUCCUUCCAGACGGCAUGGAAGCAAGUGACUGACUUAUGGUGUGCUCGGUGCAUGACAAAACAGAAGGAAAUAUUAAGAAAAGUAGUAAGUCCGCAUGUUGACUACAGGCUGCGCUUUUUCUUAGGGGAGGUAGCAGUUGCCCCUAAAAAGAUCACACUCCUCUACCCUCAAUACCUUGUUCGGCUAUUUCCCCAGUGUGCUUAGCGGAGGUCCGCUCGUCCUGCCGCAACCGCGGGAAAUGCAAGCUACCGCUUCAAAACUAGACAUUGAUAAGUUCUUAUUUCGGCACCACCUGCACGUGCAGCACACCCUGCAAAGUGGGUAUGACGCCCGAAGGCAGUUUACGAAGGACGAGAAGGCCCCCCGGCUGUUGAUUGAUCUUACCGGACUACCUGUUUUAUUUUCGCCGCCCGAGCCUGACAGCCGGAAUCCAUCCUCAUCUAUGGCGAAGGCGAUUCCUUACACGACGAAACUUUUUCCGUUCGUUCGCGAAAACUUUCAGGCUGAUCACGGUGCGCAUAAGGCCCCGCAAGGAAGUGUUCAAGAAGGAAAAUCUUCAAGUAGACAGCCUUCACCUUUUCCGCCUGACAUUUUCGUGGUGGUGGACAGCCGCGAGUUGGCGCGCGAGGUCGCGGCAGCCCUGCAACUCAGCCCGGAUUCAAUAUCAAAUGCAAAUAUGUCUGGGUCUGGAAGCGUUGGGGUUUGGCAUGCACAUUUUGCAUGGCCCCUGAGGUCUGCGAUGCAGGUCCUAGCAUCACAGAUUUUUUAGUGCUUAUCACGCAUCAUGAGAAGUGUUGCCCUCUCCGCGUGCCAAGAACUGGACUCCUCUUGCUGCUCAUGCAACACAGAUGUUUUUAGAUUCCGCAGGCUCAGGCAGCGCUACAAACAAGCUCCACCCUGCUUCCAGACCCAGACAUAUUUGCACUGCAUAUCCAAGCAACCUCUACCGAGUUGGAGGCGUCGACGAGGACUUGUACGUUUUGCAAACGACGGAAGAUGUUGUUGCUGGUGAAAAAGAAAAACGCAAACCCCUCGACAACGUGUUCGCCUGGAAGCUGA